Messenger RNA from Thyridium curvatum, 1578 nucleotides. RefSeq lists its product as uncharacterized. The transcript is spliced from 3 exons. The record is from RefSeq and is a predicted model, not a curated record. Gene Ontology annotation, cellular component: cytoplasm; ribose phosphate diphosphokinase complex. Bases 1 to 1578 code for a protein of 525 amino acids. Gene Ontology annotation, biological process: purine nucleotide biosynthetic process; 5-phosphoribose 1-diphosphate biosynthetic process; ribonucleoside monophosphate biosynthetic process. Lineage: Eukaryota; Fungi; Ascomycota; Sordariomycetes; Thyridiales; Thyridiaceae. Gene Ontology annotation, molecular function: ribose phosphate diphosphokinase activity; magnesium ion binding.
AUGAGAAACACUCUCGUAUUCCCGGGCAGCUCGUGCCCAGUCCUCACCGGCAAGAUAUGCGAGAACCUGGGCAUGGCUCCUGCUGAGGCGGAGCUGUCUCAAUUUGCCAAUGUUGGUGCUCCCCUCACGCACAGGCUGAGACUCGAUUCAGCCAUGCCACCUCUCCCGAGAAGGCUGCAGGCGCUGUCACGGGCAGGCCCUGGGACUUUUGGCGAGACAAGCGUCAAGAUUCUGAAUAGCGUACGCGAAAAGGAUGUUUUCGUCGUCCAGUCAGGCAGCCCUCACAUCAACGACACCAUUAUGGAGCUUUUGAUCAUGAUCUCGGCAUGCAAAGGAGGGUCUGCAAACAAGAUCACAGCCGUCAUGCCCUACUUCCCCUACAGUCGGCAAUCCAAGAAAAAGUCACACCGGGGCGCCAUCACGGCCAGGAUGCUCGCCAACCUCCUUGGCGUGGCGGGUGUCAACCACGUCGUCACUGUCGAUCUUCAUGCCUCGCAGAUGCAAGGCUUCUUCCGCUGUCCUGUGGACAAUCUCCAUGCGGAACCGCUGAUCGCUCGCUGGAUCCGCCAUAAUGUUCCCAACUGGAAGGAAGCAGUUGUUGUGUCCAAGAAUGCCGGCGGUACCAAGCGCGUCACCUCGCUAGCCGACGCCCUGAAGCUCAACUUCGGUAUGGUCACAACGGAUCGGCGCAGAGGAAAUAACAUGUCGGCAAGCAUGAUAUUGAAUCACUUGGACGGCUUCGAUGAACAACCUAUCCUGGAUGCUCACACCCCACCGAAGCAACGUCCCGCCGAAGACAGCACAGCUGCAAGACCAGACCGCCGGGCUCCUCGAACUGUCACAGAUUCGCAAGGCUCUCCUCAACGAGUCAAUGGAUUGUCAAUGCGCACUGCUGAUGGUCGGCGCUCGUCAUCACAUGCUCACCAUGCUCAUCACGCAGGUUCUCCUGCCGCCGAGACAGAAGAGGAUCAUGAGUACAAUGACAGACGCGCUCACGAGGUCACGCACGGCCGUCUGGUCCAAGGGCACAUCGUCGAGGACGAUUUCUUCCCUUCCCCAGAAGGUUCAACCGCUGAUACCAGCAUCCCAGAGGAAGACCCAAUGACCAUGUCGCACGCCUCCUCAUUCUUCCGUCCCGAGCCUCACGCGCUUGGUGGAUCCGGUGAUGCUGAGGAGAGCUCUGACGAAGAAGAUAAGCUCAAGGACCCAAAGAUCGAGCACAUGAUCACCCUAGUUGGUGAUGUUAAGAACCGUACAGUACUGAUCAUCGACGACAUGAUUGAUAAGCCAGGGUCCUGGAUCGCUGCUGCCGAGACUGUCGUCAAGAGGGGCCUGGCUAAGAAGGUCUACUGCAUCGCCACUCAUGGCGUUUUUGGCGGCGACUGUCUGCAACAGAUGCAAGCCUGCGACUGCAUAGACUCGAUUGUCGUCACCAACAGUUACCCCAUCAGCGAGGAAAAGGCAAGGCAUACCGGCAAGCUGGUCGUUAUAGACCUGUCAUACCUGCUGGCCGAGGCCAUUCGCCGAAAUCACUUUGGCGAGUCCAUCUCACCACUGUUCCAGCAUAUCGCGGAUUAG